CAUGCCGGGGAUGGACACAUAGGAUAACAUGCCGGGGAUGGACACACAUAGGAUAACAUGCCGGGGAUGGACACAUAGGAUAACAUGCCGGGGAUGGACACAUAGGAUAACACGCUGGGGAUGGACACAUAGGAUAACAUGCCGGGGAUGGACACGUAGGAUAACAUGCCGGGGAUGGACACAUAGGAUAACAUGCCGGGGAUGGACACAUAGGAUAACAUGCCGGGGAUGGACACGUAGGAUAACAUGCCGGGGAUGGACACAUAGGAUAACAUGCCGGGGAUGGACACAUAGGAUAACA
This is a messenger RNA of Staurois parvus, 301 nucleotides long. The record is from the annotation of a GenBank genome assembly. Lineage: Eukaryota; Metazoa; Chordata; Amphibia; Anura; Ranidae.